Molecule: messenger RNA, 601 nt
Organism: Rhodamnia argentea
Lineage: Eukaryota; Viridiplantae; Streptophyta; Magnoliopsida; Myrtales; Myrtaceae
Product: macrophage migration inhibitory factor homolog
Exons: 3
Coding region: 63-398 (111 amino acids)
Molecular function (GO): phenylpyruvate tautomerase activity
Source: RefSeq, a predicted model, not a curated record
GCGGUGGAGUGGUGAGGAUGAGAAGGAGGUGAAGAAGAGGAGGGGGUGGAGAGUCGGGACAGAUGCCGUGCGUGUACAUCUCGACCAACGUCUGCCUCGAUGGGCUCGACCUCGACCCCAUCUUCUCCGAUGCCACUAAAGCCGUCGCCGCCAUCAUCGGCAGACCCGAGAACUUUGUGAUGGUCAUCCUGAAGGGGUCCUUGGCGAUAUCGUUCGGGGGCAACAAAGAGCCGGCUGCUUACACGGAGAUAGUGGCGAUGGGCGGCAUCAACACACAAGUGAAGAGGAAGCUGAUCGCGACUUUGGGGGACAUCCUCCACAAGAGGCUCUCGAUUCUGCCCGCCAGGUUCUUCCUCAAGGUCUACGACACCACGGCGCAAGCCAUCCCGAAAUUGUAACCUUAAUAUAUAUAUUUGUACUGAUUAAUGAUCAAGACGUUAUCUUCUUUCCGAUUUCCUAUGUUGUAUUGUUCACGGGUUCCAACAAACGGAGCUAAUCGAUGGGAUUUUCGAGUGAUAAACUUAUUUUUUGGGAGGUGCAAAGGAGUUUAGCUUGUGAUCUUCUGUGUGUCCAGUGUGACUAGCUUUUGCACUGCCCAAAA